Messenger RNA from Xyrauchen texanus (razorback sucker), 1593 nucleotides. Its product is annotated as ER membrane protein complex subunit 3-like. Lineage: Eukaryota; Metazoa; Chordata; Actinopteri; Cypriniformes; Catostomidae. The transcript has 8 exons. Gene Ontology annotation, cellular component: EMC complex; membrane. The record is from RefSeq and is a predicted model, not a curated record. The coding region runs from base 214 to 999 and encodes 261 amino acids. Gene Ontology annotation, biological process: protein folding in endoplasmic reticulum.
UGUCCAUGCAGCAAUGUGCUUUUACUGUCACAUGAAGUGUAUUACUCUAAGCAUAGUUUGACUUUUAAGCAAGACAGACACCGAUACAUAUUAAAGCGUUAUAAUUAGCUUUAAAAGUGUCUCGUGUUUAGUUUCUAGGGUUACAGUUUCGUUUGUUUAUUAGAAAUGCUUGUUUAAAUUUGUUAUUUGACUUCAGACAGUUGUUGGACGGAAAUGGCAGGUCCAGAGCUGUUGUUGGACUCCAGUAUUCGCCUGUGGGUUGUUCUGCCCAUAGUUUUCAUCACUUUCUUCGUUGGGGUUCUUCGGCAUUACGUUACUCAAAUUAUUCACACGGAUAAAAAAGUUGAUCUGCAGCAGGUAUCAGACAGCCAGGUGUUGCUGCGCAGCCGUAUACUGAGAGAAAAUGGAAAGUAUAUUCCCAAACAGUCAUUUGCCAUGAGAAAACAAUAUUUCAACAACCCUGAGACUGGAUUCUUCAAGAAAGUUAAGAGAAAGGUUAUCCCCAAAAACCCCAUGACAGACACCAGCAUGUUAACGGACAUGAUGAAAGGCAAUCUGACCAAUGUGCUACCAAUGAUCCUGAUUGGAGGAUGGAUCAACUGGGCCUUUUCUGGUUUUGUCACAACUAAGGUUCCGUUUCCGCUGACGCUCCGAUUCAAACCCAUGUUACAGAGAGGAAUUGAACUGCUCUCUCUGGACGCUUCAUGGGUGAGUUCAGCUUCAUGGUAUUUCCUAAAUGUCUUUGGGCUCCGAAGCAUGUACACCCUCAUCCUAGGACAAGAUAAUGCUGCGGAUCAGUCAAGAAUUAUGCAGGAUCAAAUGACGGGGGCAGCGAUGGCUAUGCCCCCUGAUCCUAAUAAAGCAUUUAAGAGCGAGUGGGAAGCCCUGGAGAUUGUGGAGCACAAAUGGGCCCUGGAGAACGUUGAAGACGAACUAAUGUCUCAGGAUCUGAACUUCAGAGAAAUCUUCAGCCAAGAAAUUAAAUCAAACCUGUUCUGAUGUCUCUCUGAUUGCUGAAAGAUUGUAAGCUGAUUUCAGCCAGUGCAUUUAAGAUUAUACAUGUUACAAGAAGCUGUGAUUCUUAACAUGACUUGGUACUUCAAAGCUAUUUAUUUCAAUGAUCCUAAAAUGAGUUUUUGAAUGUUUAAUACUACGUGAAUGUCUUGAGAAGUAUUAUGAAGAAACUGCAUGCACAUAUAUUUGCACAGUAUGAUUGAAAUGAAGCAUAGUUGAACUGUGAGGACAGUAUAUGAACAUGGAAUUUAAUAUAAGCACAGUAGAGAUCUAAAUUGAUGAUUGAUUUGUGUCUUGGUAUCUGUGCCUUGAAUUUGAGUACUUUCUGGCCAGUUCUUAAAGCAACAAUGUUUUGUUAGUGCUUUGAUUGUGCCAGUCAAUAUAUGGUUGUGAAACUGCAGGUAUUUUAUUCUUUUGUGGUUUGUUAUUUUCAUGCACAAUUCUUUAACAAGCCACCCUGUCAGCAGCAGAGAUAUUAUAACAGCUAAUUGAAUGCAGCGAACAGGUACUCUUUUUCAACACUGUGCAAGAGCUGGAGAUGUCAAUGAGAAUUGUAAUAAUUUAAUAAACAUUGCAGUG